UGGCGCUGACUUUCUGAAAAGAUGGAAGGGGAAGAAGAUAAUGUUUGUGGGCGACUCGCUGAGUCUAAAUCAGUGGAACUCGUUAGCUUGCAUGCUCCACGCUGCAGUUCCAAACGCUAAGACCACCUUCGUUAGGAAAAGCCCAAUUUCUUAUAUUACAUUCGAGGAUUAUGGGGUGACAAUAUAUCUGUACACAAGCCACUAUUUGGUUGAUAUAGUAAAGGAAGCAAGAGGCAAUGUCCUAAAACUAGACUCCAUUAUUGUUGGAGGCAAAGCGUGGCAAGGAAUGGACAUGCUUAUAUUCAACACAUGGCAUUGGUGGUUUCACACCGCUGCGUCCCAAGGUUGGGACUUCAUCCAAUAUGGUUCCACCAUAGCCAAGGACAUGAACCGCCUCCAAGCGUUUACCCGGGCCCUCACCACGUGGGCCCGUUGGGUCGACCAGAACGUCGACCCUGCCAAGACUAAGGUCUUCUACCAGGGAAUUUCUCCCACUCACUAUCAGGUUAGGACUUGUGCUGCGGAGCACGAGCCCCAAAAAGGGCCGACGAAUUCGACGAGGGUGCCGGCAGCAGCGAGAAUAAUAAGCAACGUGUUGGGCACAAUAAGGAAGCCGGUUCAUCUACUCGAUGUGAUGGCUCUAUCGGAGCUAAGGAAAGACGCUCAUCCGUCGAAAUACAGCCGAGGCCAUGGCCUCGACUGCAGCCAUUGGUGCAUACCCGGAUUGCCGGAUACAUGGAACCAGCUUCUUUACGCUGCCCUUGUUUGAGAUUUUUCAUGAGUUU
Molecule: messenger RNA, 785 nt
Organism: Salvia miltiorrhiza (redroot sage)
Lineage: Eukaryota; Viridiplantae; Streptophyta; Magnoliopsida; Lamiales; Lamiaceae
Product: protein trichome birefringence-like 38
Exons: 3
Coding region: 41-769 (242 amino acids)
Cellular component (GO): Golgi apparatus
Molecular function (GO): O-acetyltransferase activity
Source: RefSeq, a predicted model, not a curated record